Messenger RNA from Monopterus albus (swamp eel), 2988 nucleotides. RefSeq lists its product as uncharacterized. Gene Ontology annotation, molecular function: DNA-binding transcription factor activity; DNA binding. The transcript has 3 exons. NCBI's taxonomy places the organism in Eukaryota, Metazoa, Chordata, Actinopteri, Synbranchiformes, Synbranchidae. Gene Ontology annotation, biological process: circadian rhythm; regulation of DNA-templated transcription. Gene Ontology annotation, cellular component: nucleus. Bases 529 to 1644 code for a protein of 371 amino acids. The record is from RefSeq and is a predicted model, not a curated record.
GAUUUAAUGUACAGUAUGUUUGUGUGAUUUUUACGUUGUUUGCAUUAUUUUAAAAACAUACUCAACUUUUUUAUACAACUGUUAAAAUAGCCUAUUUUAAUAAUCUCCCAGAAAUAAAUGGAUAAAGUCUGCUAUAGUUAUAUACUAAUAAAGCUUGGCAUGGAAUGCAUCAAAGCAUCGUUUUGCAGGCAAUGCGCUACAACCAAGCGCUGCAGGAGCCAAGCGCAAUAAGUAGGGCAGUUGAUCCAAAGUGACUCAUUUCAGUACCACCUGUUGGUUUGACCGUGACCGAGCUGUUGUCUUGGACUUCCGCUCUCCAAGUGUAGUCGCCAGAUCAGUUUCCACAGCGUUAAACUGACAGCAAGGAGACACAACGCGAGUGGCUCCGUGCACAGUACUGUAACGUGCGCUCCGCCUGCAGCUCUGCUAACUUCAACGCUGAUUGUGAUCGACAGAAUUACAACAAACUCUUAAAGCUGAUCCUACCUUCACUAUCAUCCCACAGGUGUCAUCUUUACUUUCAGUGCCAUGUCCACCCCCACUACACGUGACGGUUCUGGGGCCGCUGCAUCCUGCCGGCCCUCCUCCUCGGUCGACAGCAGCAGCUACAUGGAGUCCGAUCCUGACCGUGGACUGCUGUUCCCGGUGGUAAGGCCCUCCGUGGUGACUCGACGUGUCCUGCGUUUACGGGCCUCCAGCAGCUACGAGAGCCCCGUUACACGCCGCAAGAGGAAGAUGAUCCCCGCAGACAGGAAGGAUUCCGCCUACUGGGAAAAACGACACAAGAACAACGAGGCGGCCAAGCGGUCAAGGGAGAAACGGAGGCUGAAUGACCUGAUGCUGGAGGACCGGCUACUGGCCGUGAGUGAGGAGAACGUACAGCUACGGGCGCAAGUGCUCAGCCUGCAGUAUCACAUCAGUCUCCGUGAAGAAAAGAGCAAAGCUGCCAGGGCUUGUGCAACAUCUACACCGCCUUUUGUAGCUUCUUCUACCCUGUCCUCACCUAGACCGGUCCAUAGCCCUGCCCUUUGCCAGACAGGGCUGUGGGGCAACAGCAAGAUCAACCCAGCUUCUAUCCUAGGUGUGAGGGAUCAAGGGACAGUCAGCCCCCCUUUUGAGGUCAAGAUCCCGUGGUUUGGCUCAACUAGAUGCGCUGGUGGUUUUAAUCCACAAAGUCCUCAGAACUGUGGCACACAGAAAAGCAUCCUCCCUCUCUCCGGGCUCUGUGUCCUCACUCCCCGAGCAACUUUAGAGGGCGGGAGGUCAGCGGAGGGAGAGAUGGAUGUCCUGCGACAAAUCUCCUCCAGCGAUGACAUCCCUAUCUCCACCUCUAGGCCUAUCCGAGCAUUACUGCAGCCACCUGACGCGCUCCAUCAUGCCUCCACCCUGCCGUAUCCAGCUCAGAGUUGGCUGGUGCCUCAUUUGAAUCACUCAGCAGUGUGUAACAAUCUUCUUCUGCCUUGGCGAUCCUCCUGCCUGGCACCAUCGGCCGUCUACCCCGGCCUGCCUCUGUACAUGCAGGAGAGAAAGGGUCAAGAUCUCGGUGUGGAGGCAGACACUGAGAGGAUCUUCAAGAGCCAGUUCAGCAGUGUACCCCCGGGCCCGCCUCAGCAAGAGAUGCACCUCGGUCCUGACAGAUGCUAAGAGGACUGCUUGAGUCGCGAGAAAAACAAGCUGCAUUCAUGCCUUAAAUGCACUUACAGCUAUGAAUAUUUUUGAUUAGCAAUGAAUACAGAGACUUUACAAUUUGAAUCUACUCCCCGCCUUCCAAUUUGUUAUUUGGCCAUAAUAGAAACAGAAAGAAUACUUAUAGAAGGACAUCUUACAGUGUGGAUUUACUGGCUGAUGUUGUGGUUUUAAAGGGUUCUUUUAAUAUAAAAUAGAUGUUAGACUGCACGCCUGAAAAAGUGUCGUCAGAAAUCCACCAAACAUUUAGAUUACGUCCACUUUCAUCUCAUGUCUUGCUUUGUCUUGAUUUAUUGGAGAGGAGUUUGAUUCUAGGUUGACUGGUGGAUUUGAGGAGUUGUUUAUCUGUGGUAGCGCCUGAGCCAACGAAACUGGCAGUUUGUUGGCUUGGUAUUUCCCUGCGUGAUUUCCCAGCAGGUUCAAUGGAAAUCCAAACGUUGAAUGUUGUUUAUACGGGUAAUAGCCCCAUGCAACUUCAUCUUGCAUUGCAUAUGGUUGCAUGUGGUGCUCAUUUUUGUUCAAGUCUGGAGUAUUAAGAAAAAACAACGAAAUGUCUCCACUCGGUUGAUCGUUACUAAAAACCUGUGGGGUAUUUUCCACCCUUUAUGAAAAUUCCAAUAUGUUAUAUCUCUCGUUGUUAUUUAGCAAAGGUUUGGAAAAUAAGAGACCAAGGUGUAGUAUUUUAAUUGUCAUUCAAAACGCAUUUAGAAAGACUUAUUAGAAAGACCACGGUGAUACAAAACUAAAUAAUCUCCAUCCUAUUUAUUAUUUAUUCUUGCAGCUUAUGUUAAUUGAGGGUUAUUCAUGAGGGUGCAACCAGCUACACUGGUGUAGGUCUAUAUGACAGUCAAACCCGUGGCUGAACCGUUUAAGAUUUUCUUCUGCACGCACCACUGGGAAAGUGCAUCUAGAAAGUUUGUUCUUUUUUCACCAGCACUAAAUUAAAUCAAACUGUGAUGCAGGGUGGUGAAAUAUGACAAGCCAGUCACAUUUAGCUGCUCGUGUGGUACCUACGUUAGGAUUAGGCUUUGUUACGCUAUACUUCUAACAAAAGAGUUCUUCAAAACCGGUUUAUUGAUCUGAUUUAAUCUUUGACAAGUCGCUGGCAUCCCAAGUUAUCAAUCUCACACAGCAGCAUGUUCCAUAAAACAACAGCAGAGGGCGCUACAACACAAAUAGUGCAGCAGGUGUGGAUUCAUGCAGCUCAAACCAGCAGGCUUUUGUUUCCUUAUUAAAAUACCUGUUUUAAAUAAAUUCUGCCUCUACAAAGUGCAUGUAUUUUCUAGCAGGUUUGGGAAGACA